AUGUACUACGCAACAGAUGGGACAAUUGUGGCCUUGACUGCCAUGUUGGGCGUCAUCAUGAUUGCUCGGUUGCAUGCCAUGUAUCAGGGAUCCAGAAAGAUGCUUGUCUUCCUUGUUAUUAUCUUCCUGGCUGUAAACAUCACAUGCGGAGUAAUCGCGGCAAUAGGACUAAACGAUACUGUAGCAGAUGAGUCGAUACUCUCUGGCACAUAUAUGUGCUAUUUUGUACAUGGAGGGAACGACCAGCUUCUGUAUUCAAUGGUUUGGAUCCUCAACACUGUUUGGGAGGUCCUCGCACUGUGUCUUUCAGUUUGGGUUGCUGUGAAACACUUCCGUGAGCUGCGACGACUCGGCCCAUCGACAGGAUCGACCAUCGGGGACUGUUUCAGAGUGCUGAUACAAUCUCAUGUUCUGUAUUUUGCAAGCUUUGUUAGUGUCUCUUGCCUCCAGCUUGUUAAUAUCUCUCCAGAAAUCUGGAAUUCGAAUUCUAUUGGACCUCAGAUACUCUAUGGUGCUCUUUUGAUUUUAUCCGUCGUGCAGAUGUUUGUGCUAGGACCACGCCUCGUCCUUAGCGUUCGAGAAUACCACGCUAAACUCAUGGCAUACUCCGAUGCAGAAACUAGCCUGAAUUCGAUUGUUUUCCAGGAGCAUGUACAUGUAUCAACUAGCAGUACUGUGUAG
This is a messenger RNA of Suillus discolor, 681 nucleotides long. RefSeq lists its product as uncharacterized. The record is from RefSeq and is a predicted model, not a curated record. NCBI's taxonomy places the organism in Eukaryota, Fungi, Basidiomycota, Agaricomycetes, Boletales, Suillaceae. The transcript is spliced from 5 exons. Bases 1 to 681 code for a protein of 226 amino acids.